AUGGGACAAGUAAACAUACGAGCUACCCCCAGCGCCACCAGCCCCGGGCACUUCAACGUCGUCGUCAAGCUUGGCGAACGCCUCUCCUGUGAUGGCGGGUGCGAAGUCCACAUAUGUGUAACCGACCUAAACAAAGAUGUCGUCGAGAACUCCCCGGCGUUGAGCAAAAGGGCAAACUUACGGAACGUAUGUGUCUUCGGGGGCAUCUUCAUCCACCCGCCUGGAGAAUACAUGUUCCGCGUGACUGUGACAAAGCCGGACGAAGAGCAAUUCGUGGUGUACAGCAAGGCGAUCAGGGUGUAUACAGCUUCAUUGCCUCAACUCGACUAG
Messenger RNA from Daldinia childiae, 330 nucleotides. RefSeq lists its product as uncharacterized. The transcript has a single exon. The coding region runs from base 1 to 330 and encodes 109 amino acids. NCBI's taxonomy places the organism in Eukaryota, Fungi, Ascomycota, Sordariomycetes, Xylariales, Hypoxylaceae. The record is from RefSeq and is a predicted model, not a curated record.